Molecule: messenger RNA, 2557 nt
Organism: Phyllotreta striolata
Lineage: Eukaryota; Metazoa; Arthropoda; Insecta; Coleoptera; Chrysomelidae
Source: the annotation of a GenBank genome assembly
AGCAGAGUAGAUUUUCUCAGCGAUCGCCGCCAUAGGGGAGCACGUGGUCGAGAGCCGAUUGAGCUAGAGCGGACCAAGCGGGCGCAUUAUCGGGUAGUUCGGGCGUAAUAGGUGUACGCCCGCGAAUUUAAUCGGGUAGAAGUCGAUUGUUUGUUUCUGUCGCCGAUUAUUUUGCUUCGUUGGUUUUGGAUAUUUUGGUUUAUUUUUUUUUUCGUCGGUGCGGCCGGUCCGUCGAUUGUGGGAUUGGUUUUUUUUGGUGGCUGGUUCGGGUGUUUUUUUUUUACUUUAACUUCUUGUACUCCUUGCGACGGAAAAGUCAGGUGGAUGAUGCGAUAGAUGAGAUCUUUUGUAAAGUGAUUUUACAUUUUUUCUAAAGGUAACCCCAAGAGAUCAACCUGGGAGCCACAUCCGGACCCGUCCCGACUCCGGGCGGGUUUUCUCCAGUCAUUUCCGCUGCAAAAACGCUUUCGUUGAGGGAAUCGUCCUGCGCCGAAGCCCUGUGGAAAAUGCCUCACAAAGAAGAGGACCUCAUGCACCAUGCAAUGGGCCAAAAUACAUUGUUUGGAUGUUCCACAGCUGGCCAUAGCGGCAUCAAUCAGCUAGGUGGCGUUUACGUCAACGGCAGGCCUCUGCCUGAUUCCACGAGACAGAAGAUCGUGGAGCUGGCCCAUUCGGGCGCCCGGCCCUGCGACAUCUCCAGGAUCCUGCAGGUCUCCAACGGGUGCGUGUCGAAGAUACUCGGCAGGUAUUACGAAACGGGUUCGAUCAAACCUAGGGCGAUAGGUGGGUCGAAACCUCGAGUCGCCACGGCGCCGGUGGUCAACAAGAUAGCCGAGUUCAAAAGGGAGUGCCCUUCCAUAUUCGCUUGGGAAAUUAGGGAUAGGUUGCUGUCGGAGGGCGUGUGCAAUAACGACAACAUACCUAGCGUGUCGUCCAUAAAUCGGGUGCUCAGAAAUUUGGCGUCGCAGAAGGAACAACAAGCGUCCGCUCAGAACGAGUCCGUUUAUGAUAAAUUGAGGAUGUUCAACGGGCAAACUCCCGGUUGGGCAUGGUAUCCCGGAACACCCACGGCACCGCCGCUCGGCCUCCCGCCGGCGCCCGCCGCUCUUACUAGUCAAAUAUCCAGGGAUGAUCUCCAAAAAAGAGCUGACGUGAUGCACGAGAACACGUCGGAUGGGAACUCCGAGCACAACUCUUCUGGCGACGAGGAUUCGCAGCUGAGGUUGAGACUGAAAAGGAAACUCCAGAGGAACCGAACAUCCUUCACCAACGAACAAAUCGAUAAUUUAGAAAAGGAAUUUGAACGUACUCAUUACCCGGACGUGUUUGCGAGGGAGAGGCUGGCGGAGAAAAUUGGAUUACCUGAGGCACGUAUCCAGGUCUGGUUCAGCAAUCGACGGGCGAAGUGGAGGCGAGAAGAAAAAUUACGCAACCAGCGUCGAUCCGUCGAUCAAGUGGGCGCCGUCAGCCCGCCGGCCUCGGCCCCCCGUCUGCCCAUCAACUCCGGCUUCAAUUCCAUGUAUUCUUCGAUACCGCAACCCAUCGCCACCAUGGCCGACACUUACAGCUCGAUGCAGAGCGGCUUGACGUCGAGCUGUCUGCAACAGCGAGAAGCCACGGGCUACCCGUACAUGUUCCACGAUCCCCUGCACUCCUUGAGCUCUUCCUACAACUCGAGGAGCUGCAAUCCGGCCGUUGCGCACGCGCAACCCACCACCCAUCAUCCCUCGUACGGGAGCAACGGACCCUCUUCAGUACCUGUAUCAACCGGCACCGGUGUGAUAUCAGCCGGUGUGUCGGUGCCAGUACAAAUCCCCAGCCAAACAGCCGAUCUGGCGUCCAGCUACUGGCCGAGAAUUCAGUGAUCUCAACUUUUCGGGUUUCCUCCGCCGAGCCUGCUCGUGCCCCAGGAAAACCCGGCCCUGCAACCGACCCUAACGCCCCCUGUGGUCGCGUCGACGCCACCUGAAGAAUCCUCUUAAGUGAAUUAGGCGGAGGGCGAUCCGGAAAGCCGGAUGGCCCGGAAACCGUGCGACAGGUAACUUUAGAGUUUCGAUGCGCCGCUGCCAUUUUCUGUCCGUGCGGUUUUUCGGGUGGAAUUCGUGGAAAAGGAGUUGGAUUGGGGAUUGGGGAGGGUGAUGUUUUUGUUUAAAAUUCUAAAACCCGGCCGGACUGCAGGGUACUGCGUGAUGAGUGAUUUUGUGUAUAUAAAAGCGGGAGUUUGUUUUUGGAAAAUUCGACGAGAAUUUUUAUAAUGCACAAUUCGGUGUGUUUUUUUAUUAUGGCGCUGGAUUUGUUGUAAAUUCGGGAUUUUAUUUUUCUAGCAGGUAAAUUUGACUUUAAUUUCGGCCAAACUUUUUUUUGUUAUCUAGUCAAAUAUGCUUUUAAAUAGGUAAUUUCAUUUAAUUUAUUGUUUGAUAUCUGAGAAUUUACACAAAUUUAAGCAAAUUCUGUAAAUAUAGGAGUGUUAGUUGUACAUAGCGGAUUACAUAAGUUACCUGCAAUUGGUAAUUUUGCAAUAAUUUGUUAAUAAGAGCAAAACUAGUUUAAAUCUGAA